UUCACACUUGCGAUAACUGCAAUCUUCAAGCUCUCAUUCUUUCUACUAACCACUAUUUCCAUUUAUUGUUCUGUGUUCAAAGAAACCACCAAAUCACACACACAAACACACACAUUUCACAUUUGAUCACUCAUUCAUAUCUUACCAUUUCUGCAAAUCUUUUUGAAUUUCCACAAGAUUUCUCAAUCAAUGGCAGAAAUGAAAGAUGCCCAUGUCGUCGAAAUCCCUGUCGACGAGGAGCAUCAACAGAAACUAAUAUCUGCCAUGAACACACUCUCUGCAAUCCAACACCACCCACUAAUGGAAAUCUCAGAGAGCCCAGGGCAUCUCUUGCUUCUCAAGCUCUGGCAGAGAGAAGAAGAUCUCUUUGGGCGACGAAUCGCCAUGAAAGAAACCCGAAUGGACUCAAUCAAGAGAGAGAUUUUCCAAUCCUGUUGCUUCUUCUUCCUCUUCCAUGUCUUUUUCUUAACCAUGUUGUUCAUAUCUUCCAUGAAUUCGGGAAAAAACAAGUGCCAUCAAUGGUGGGUACCGGCGUUUUUGUCAGUGUCCACUUCGCUUGUUCUGAUCUUCCUGGUUCAGGUGAAGCUUUGCAGGUACUGGAAAGUGGCUAACCAGUUGCAGAGAGAGAGGAGCGAUGGCCGGGCCGUCACGCGGUGCAUUCAGGAACUGAGGAUGAAAGGGGCGAGCUUUGAUCUGUCGAAGGAGCCAUCUAAUGGGAGGAGGAUGAAGAGCUCGAGUGUUGAGAUUAAAUGGAAACCAAUCACUUGGUGUUCUCAGAAUCUAAUUACUCUGUUUCUUGUUUGCUUUGCAGGUUUGGUCUUCCCUGCUAACAAGUUCAUCCUUUGCUAUUAGUACUACUACAAAUUUGGGAGUCUAAUCAGUUUCAAGUCUAUGUUGCAUAAAAAGGAUUUGGGGGGAGAGUUAGAAAGCAGUCAACAGAACAUUCUAUCAGGCCCAAGAUUCUAUCACUUGGUGUUAUAGUGACAGCUUAGACGACAAAUACAUGUUGCAUGCUCAAGUUUGAAAGCAGCCAAUUUGUCCGAAAGGAGAUGAAUUCGAGUUUGAAAGACUUUAAUCCCUACAAAUACAUGUUGCAUUCUCGAGUUUGAAAGCAGUCAAUUUGUUCGAAAGUAGGGGGGAUGAAAGGAGAUGAAUUCGAGUUUGAAAGCAGUCAAUUUGUUCGAAAGGAGGGGGGAUGAAGCAUCUUGGUCCGAUCGUUGCUUGAAUUCACCACCAUAAGCAGCGAAUCCUGUAACCUUAAGUAGUGUUUUUUUUGCCAAAUUAUGCUGUUGAUGAGAGGGUUUGUCGUAUAGAUUAGACAUGGAAGACCGGUCCAUUUUGCUGUUGAUGAUAUUCUCUUAUUGCAGUGUGAAAUCAAUCAAAAGAAACACUCCUUGUGUUCUAUGAGUUUGUCUUGUGUAGAAAGUCAUUGAACUAUCACUCCUUUGUGUUCUCUGAGUUGUCUAUGUUAUUGAGGCAAUCAAAUUUCUGGAAACUAGGUCUUUUUUAAUAAUAAAUUGAAUCUUUCUCAUUUUUGCAGAAUUUCAACCUUUCUCAUUUUUGCAGAAUUUCUCUUGUUCAUCAUUUAAAUAGAGAAAUGUAGAAUACAACAGAAUUGUAAUAAUAAGUACACAUUUGUCACAUUUUGUCACAAAUAGCGAGCAUACAAGGCAUGGAGUUGCAUAAGACGGACACGAUCAUAAGACAGACACGAGCACACGCACUGAAGGCGCAGAUUAACUUUUUCCCCAUUGUGCCCAGGAAGAAGUUAUGGAAGUCGACAAAAAACCCAAAAAUAAAAAUUAAAUAAACAA
This is a messenger RNA of Cornus florida, 1814 nucleotides long. RefSeq lists its product as uncharacterized. The transcript is spliced from 3 exons. Lineage: Eukaryota; Viridiplantae; Streptophyta; Magnoliopsida; Cornales; Cornaceae. The record is from RefSeq and is a predicted model, not a curated record. Bases 190 to 852 code for a protein of 220 amino acids.